Molecule: messenger RNA, 3528 nt
Organism: Galeopterus variegatus (Sunda flying lemur)
Lineage: Eukaryota; Metazoa; Chordata; Mammalia; Dermoptera; Cynocephalidae
Product: protein Shroom2-like
Exons: 4
Biological process (GO): actin filament organization
Cellular component (GO): apical plasma membrane; cortical actin cytoskeleton; adherens junction
Molecular function (GO): actin filament binding
Source: RefSeq, a predicted model, not a curated record
GUCAGGUGCACCAUCUGUAAGGGGGGGGACCCACCAGUCGGAGUCCUGGAUUGGAGUUGGUGCCCAGAGCGUGCUUUGCGAUGUCAGCAGAGGCUCUUCUGUUUCAGAAUCGAGCGGGUGAUGGGCAACAACAGCACGGUGAAGAUGGUGCCCAUCAAGAUCGUGCACUUGGAGAGCCAGCCCGAGAAGGAGAGCCGCCAGAGUCUGGCAUGCCCAGCCCAGCCGCCCGCCCUGCCCAGCGGCCUGGAGAGACACCAGAUCAAGACGCUGAGCACACCGGAGCAGUCCUACUCCCGCUUCUGCGUGUGUGAGCCCAAGCCUCCCAGCACCCCUGUGCCCCUUCCCGGUCUAGGCUACGUGAGGGCCAAAGCGAAGACCGUGGAAGAGCUGAAGUCAGAGGCACUGGCCAGGGAGAUCGUGGGGAAGGAUAAGUCCUUGGCCGAUAUCCUGGACCCCAGUGCAAAGAUUAAAACCACCAUGGACUUGAUGGAAGGGAUCUUCCCCAAGGAUGAGCACCUCCUGGAAGAAGCCCAGCAGCGGAGGAAGCUGCUCCCCAAGGACCCCUCCCCGAGGACCGCAGAGGAGAAGAAAGAGGAGCCAAGUAUGCCAGCAGCCAUGUCCCUGGCCACCAACUCCACUUAUUACAGCACAUCAGCCCCUAAAGCUGAGCUGCUGAUCAAGAUGAAGGACCUACAAGAGCAGCAGGAGCCUGAAGAGUACUCAGGGAGCGACUUGGACCACGACCUGUCAGUGAAGAAGGAGCUCAUCGAGAGCAUUGGUCACAAGCUGCAGGUGCUCCGGGAAGCCCGGGAGAGCCUGCUGGAGGACAUCCAGGCCAACAAUGCACUGGGGGAUGAGGUGGAGGCCAUUGCCAAAGACAUCUGCAAGCCCAAUGAGUUCGACAAAUUCCGCAUGUUCAUCGGGGACCUGGACAAAGUGGUGAACCUUCUGCUGUCGCUGUCAGGCCGCCUGGCCCGGGUGGAAAAUGCCCUGAACAAUCUGGAUGACAGCCCUUCUCCUGGAGAUCGGCAAUCGCUGCUCGAGAAGCAGAGAGUCCUCACCCAGCAGCACGAGGAUGCGAAGGAACUCAAAGAGAACCUGGACCGCCGUGAGCGCGUAGUGUUUGACAUCCUGGCCAGCUAUCUCGGCGAGGACAGCCUCGCAGACUACGAGCACUUUGUGAAGAUGAAGUCAGCCCUCAUCAUCGAGCAGCGGGAGCUGGAGGAUAAAAUACACCUUGGUGAGGAGCAGCUCAAGUGCUUGUCCGACAGCCUUCAGCCGGAGAGAGGCAAAUAAGAGAUCCAUCCGGUGGAGGACGGACAUGGGGCUUCAAGCUCUGUCCCCAAGGAUGCAAGUGCAAAGCCCAGCCUGUAUUUAUAUCCUGCAGAGAGGAUCCUCCAAUAGCAAAGUGACUGUUAGAAAAGCAAUAACUUCUGUGUUUUUAGGAUGAUUUAUUUAAUCUUUUAGUUUCCCCAUUGAAUACUCAGCAGAGAGUCUCACCCGCAGCCGUCCUCCUCUCACCAUAGCUGCCCAUAAUGCCGGGCUCUGCUGAAUGGUGAGUUGCUACCAUGCAGGCUGUGGGCGGGGCCCGGGUGCCCGCAGUGGUCAUUGCCAGUGGGAGAGCUGCUGCUCCUCUUCAGACACUGAACCCACAGCUCAGGAGGCAACUGAGUAUCAAGGUGCAUGAGCGUGGAGACCCUGGUGUGCAUGUCUUCUCUUGUGAUGCAUCAGGUGUGGCUGCCACGUUCAGUCCCUGCUCACUCAACAGUGUGUGUCUUCGUUGUCUCUAUCAUAUAAUGAUGUUCUCUGACCCAGCAAAAAUGAUGAUGAUAAUGAUAAUUUAUUAAUAAUGGAAAGAUAAAAAGAAAAAAAGGUUAAAGAAAAGUUAAAAGUUUCCUAAUGGUUAAAAACAACUGUGAAAUGAACAAACUAUGUGUUGGGCUCACUCAUUCUAAGAUUAAAGUCACCACUUAAAUAAUGUGCAUGCUUUAAAACAUUCACACACAAGCAAACAAAUAGUGCUUCUCACCCUACAUCACAGUUUAAAUGAUAAAUUACUUGUUAAAGGUGUGUCCCGCAAUAAUGUGCUUGUUAGCCAUCUAUUUCCCAAGACCAAGAGAGUGUUUCUUAAGUUACUUCCCCCCCCGAACAUUUAUUUUGUGUGCCUGUGGUCUUUAAUGAUAACUGGCUACUGUUCUUUUUUGCCUCCUUGAAUCUGUUACCAUGCCGUGAGGGCCACAUCCCACAUAAUGUGAGACCCCUCCCUCUCUUUGUCCCGAGGUCCAGUGGACUACAUGACUCCUACACUUGAUCUUUUUCUUCCACAGAGUUUAAAGAUUCUGUAUCCUUUUCAUUGGUUGAAAGGGCAAAAUUCUAAAGAGAAUCUGAUUCACUAAAAAACAUUGUCAUGCUGUCAGUUUCCGUGUGACAAGUUGCAGACAGAGAGAAAAUAUUCGCAAAUCAUGUAUCUAACAAAGAAAAUUUGUAUCCAGAAUGUAUAAAGAACUCACAAAACUUAACAGUAAGAAAUACAAACAGCCUAAUUAAAAAGCGGGCAAAAGACUUGAAUAGACACUUCACCAAAGAGGACAUACGCAUAGCAAGUAAGCACAUGAAAAGAUGUCCAACGGCCUGCCGAUGGCUUGGCUAUAAUUUAUUUUAUCUCAUAAUUGUAGAUCUGGGUGUUUCUUCAAAAAAAUGUUGAUCUAAUUAAAUGCAUGGUUAGUCGUGAGCCAGUCCUUCCGAUGUCUUCAUGUCGAGGUAGUAUAAUAACAGGGCAUCUGUUCUAUCACGGGAUUGUUUUAAUCCUCAUUGCCACUUAAUCCCAUAGAACAAGUUUUCCAGCAGGUGGGGACAUUUCCCUUUGUCAGCAGUGACCACAACCUUACCAAAGCGUUCACGCACACGCUCACAGAUGUCUUAAAGGACCGAAUCCACGCUUCCUGAGCCAGAGGGGCUGGGCUGGGCUCCGAGGCACUGCGCGGUCGGUAGCGCGCUGCAGAGAGCCGAGUCCGAACCAGCCAGCUUCCACAGUGCAGGCAGCACACCGCCUUUUUGGCAGCCUACCAAUGCAAAAAGGAUAAAUGUCUUUUCACAAGUGUUUCUUCCUGUUCCAUUAAGCUAUUUCUAACUUGGAAAAUCCCCGCUCUGCCAAUGAAGUGUCCUGCUCCUUUCCAGCUGGCAGUCCCUUGCUGUGAACAUUGGUCACGUCACAAAAGCUGAAGCUGCUGUCCAUGGACCUCCUUGCUUCCUCGGAGACAGCCGAAGUGAUUUCAGAAUGUUUUGUUUUUAAUUUAGACAAAGCUUUCACCUGUGAUUCUUUCCCUUCAAGUACAGUAUUGUGAUCAUUUUGAUGAUAUGUAUGUAAAGUGUGAAUAAUUCGUGUGUCUGUACCCAGCCUUUUGAUGUCUUUUUAGGACUUUCUCUUAUACAUAGCAAUAUAUAGUGCCCUAGUAUCUUUUUAGCAAAGCACAUUAUCGUCACAGCUGUCCUGUCUGUUCCUGUUUGCCUCUUAAAUGUCUGGCUAGC